Messenger RNA from Balaenoptera ricei (Rice's whale), 3388 nucleotides. RefSeq names its product basic helix-loop-helix family member e41 (gene BHLHE41). Gene Ontology annotation, biological process: regulation of neurogenesis; regulation of transcription by RNA polymerase II; anterior/posterior pattern specification. The record is from RefSeq and is a predicted model, not a curated record. The coding region runs from base 352 to 1803 and encodes 483 amino acids. Gene Ontology annotation, molecular function: protein dimerization activity; RNA polymerase II cis-regulatory region sequence-specific DNA binding; DNA-binding transcription factor activity, RNA polymerase II-specific. The transcript is spliced from 5 exons. NCBI's taxonomy places the organism in Eukaryota, Metazoa, Chordata, Mammalia, Artiodactyla, Balaenopteridae. Gene Ontology annotation, cellular component: nucleus.
CCCCCUCCGGGCUGGACCGCGGAUGGUACGUUCCGCACGUGAGCUGGGUGCUGGUCUGGCCGGCGACGCGCGUGCCCUGUGGCCAAACACUGCCCGGAGUGAGAGCAAACUACCAGCGCAGUGGGGCCGGCGCGAGUGUGCGUGCGUGUGUGUGCGUGUGUGUGCGAGAGAGCGAGCACGGUGGGAGGAGGGGACCAACCGCUUCACACUUUCAACGCUGCACUGAAGAGGGAGAGAGAGAGAGAGACUGGAGACGUACAGAUCCCCCCAAGAUCUCCCAAAGCUACCGUCCCACAGAUUAUAGGACAGAACCCCAAAAAUCGAAACAGAGGAAACGGACAGCGGUGGAACAUGGACGAAGGAAUUCCUCAUUUGCAAGAGAGACAGUUACUGGAACAUAGAGAUUUUAUAGGACUGGAUUAUCCCUCUUUGUAUAUGUGUAAACCCAAAAGGAGCAUGAAGCGAGACGAUAGCAAGGAUACCUACAAAUUACCGCACAGAUUAAUAGAAAAGAAAAGAAGAGACCGAAUUAAUGAAUGCAUCGCUCAGCUGAAAGACUUACUGCCUGAACAUCUAAAGUUGACAACUCUGGGGCACCUGGAGAAAGCGGUGGUCUUGGAAUUAACUUUGAAACACUUAAAAGCUUUAACAGCCUUAACAGAGCAGCAGCAUCAGAAGAUAAUUGCUUUACAGAAUGGGGAGCGAUCUCUGAAAUCGCCCAUUCAGUCCGACUUGGAUGCGUUCCAUUCGGGAUUUCAAACAUGCGCCAAAGAAGUCUUGCAAUACCUCGCCCGGUUUGAGAGCUGGACGCCCAGGGAGCCGCGGUGUGUCCAGCUGAUCAACCACUUGCACGCCGUGGCCACUCAGUUCUUGCCCACCCCCCAGCUGUUGACUCAACAGGUUCCUCUGAGCAAAGGCACCGGCGUGCCCUCGGCCGCCGCCCCCGCCGGGUCCGGGGCCGCCCCCUGCCUGGAGCGCGCCGGGCAGAAGCUGGAGCCCCUCGCCCACUGCGUGCCGGUCAUCCAGCGGACUCAGCCCAGCGCCGAGCUCGCCGCCGAGAACGACACGGACACCGACAGCGGCUACGGCGGCGAGGCCGAGGCCCGGCCGGACCGCGAGAAGGGCAAAGGCGCGGGGGCGAGCCGCGUCACCAUCAAGCAGGAGCCUCCCGGGGAGGACUCGCCGGCGCCCAAGAGGAUGAAGCUGGAUUCCCGCAGCGGCGGCGGCCUGGGGGGCGGCGCGGCGGCGGCGGCGGCCGCGCUCCUGGGGCCCGACCCGGCCGCCCCGGCCGCGCUGCUGAGACCCGACGCUGCCCUGCUCAGCUCGCUGGUGGCGUUCGGCGGAGGCGGCGGCGCGCCCUUCGCGCAGCCUGCGGCCGCCGCGGCCCCCUUCUGCCUGCCCUUCUACUUCCUCUCGCCUUCGGCGGCCGCCGCCUACGUGCAGCCCUUCCUGGACAAGAGCGGCCUGGAGAAGUACCUGUACCCGGCGGCGGCCGCCGCCCCGUUCCCACUGCUGUACCCCGGCAUCCCCGCCCCGGCCGCCGCCGCCGCCGCCGCCGCUGCCGCCGCCGCCGCCGCCGCCUUCCCCUGCCUGUCCUCCGUGUUGUCGCCCCCUCCCGAGAAGGCGGCAGCCGCCGCCGCCGCCGCGACCCUCCUGCCGCACGAGGUGGCGCCCCCUGGGGCGCUGCACCCCCCACCCCCGCACGGCCGCACCCACCUGCCCUUCGCCGGCCGCUGCGAGCCGGGGAACCCGGAGAGCUCCGCUCAGGAAGAUCCCUCGCAGGCAGGAAAGGAAACCCCCUGAAUCCUUGCUCCCCUUAGAAGGGACCCGGGUUCACGCGGAAUCAUAAUAAAACACCCUUAACGUUUUCAAGGGAGGAAAUGUAAGAGAUGCACGACGGGCUUAAAAGAAAACAAAACAAAACAAGCAAAAAAAACCACAGGUGUUUUGUGUACGUUUGGAGUUCCUGUUUUGCUCAUCCCUCACCGCCCACCAACCUCCACACACUAACAUCCCUUUCUUCUCCCACCAGUUGUAAAAGAACCUCAUAGGUAUUCUUUUUUCUUUAAAGAGCUCACCAUAGUAAGUUUUGCCUUCUUUUAGGCCACGUUCCAUUGUCUUUUAAAAUAUAAAAUAUAGAACCGAAUUCUCGAGGAAGUGAGAAGGGUCUGCUCUGCGAGUGAGCUCGCUGAACCAGGGUAAGGGAAAGGUGGCGGCGGAGCUGACGUGGAACCGCAGGUAGCGGCUGUCUGCCUGCGUCUCAAAGCUGUCCUGCUUGCUUUAGGAAGAUUUCCACAACUAGAAGGAGGACCUUUUAGAAUUCAACUUAGUCUUCACUAUUUUAUAAUGUUCAGCUUUUCAAAAGGCGUAUAUUUUUCAAAGAGGAAGAGGUGAGGAUGCAGUCGCUCACUUUGCAGCCUAUUCUGAAGUGGUUUGAAUGGUGUCUCUUAGUAACUUGCGCUUGUUUAAAGAGAUGCGGAGUUGGGCCAACGUCAGAACUAAGUCAGGGAAGGAGAUGGAUGAGGAAGGCCAGAGUCAUUCUCAGUACAUUUGCUAGCACUUUAUUGAGAAAUUGACCAUGAAUGAAUUAACUCAUCUUAAUUUCAUAUAUAUAUAUAUGAAAUUGAGUGCAUCUAUUUUCACCCUGUCAUUAUUUAAUCCAUCAUGUUUCUAAGUUUGUAUCAUCUUGGUGUUAAAAAACAAAAAAAAAGAAUGUGCACUGAACUUUAAAGAAAAAAAAAGAAAAGAAAACAAGUCCGAACUGAUUUAUCCUGUAUUCUGUUAAUUCACAAGAGUGGAGGAGGAAAGCAUUAAACUGGUCCGUUUGGGUUGGAAAUGCUGUAAAGAUGUGGAAUGAAGCCCUGUGAGGCCUUCCUAUCUCCAAGUCUAUGUAUUUUCUGGAGACCAAACCAGAUACCAGAUAAUCACAAAGAAAGCUUUUUUAAUAAGGCUUAAACCAAGACCUUGUCUAGAUAUUUUUAGUUUGUUGCCAAGGUAGCACUGUGAGAAAUCUCACUUGAAUGUUAUGUAAGGGGUGAGACACAACAGUCUGACUAUGAGUGAAGAAAAUAUCUGGGUCUUUUAGUCAGUUUGGUGCAUUUGCUGCUGCUGUUGCUACUGUUUGCCUCAAACGCUGUGUUUAAACAACGUUAAACUCUUAGCCUACAAGGUGGCUCUUAUGUACAUAGUUGUUAAUAACAUCCAAUUAAUGAUGUCUGACAUGCUAUUUUUGUAGGGAGAAAAUAUGUGCUAAUGAUAUUUUGAGUUAAAAUAUCUUUGGGGGAGGAUUUGCUGAAAAGUUGCACUUUUGUUACAAUGCUUAUGCUUGGUACAAGCUUAUGCUGUCUUAAAUUAUUAAAAAAAAUAAAUAAACACUGUCUGCAAGAAA